Molecule: messenger RNA, 1648 nt
Organism: Asterias rubens (European starfish)
Lineage: Eukaryota; Metazoa; Echinodermata; Asteroidea; Forcipulatida; Asteriidae
Product: centrosomal protein of 41 kDa-like
Exons: 12
Coding region: 400-1464 (354 amino acids)
Biological process (GO): cilium assembly; protein polyglutamylation
Cellular component (GO): ciliary basal body
Source: RefSeq, a predicted model, not a curated record
UUGAUUAAUUAACCAAAUUAAUUAAUUAAUUCAUUCAUUCAUUAAACUUGAAUUUGCCCUUUACUAAUGUUCACCCCCACCCCCCGUAACUUGUCACCUCCCUGUACUGUAUGGGUUUUAACUUCCUGAAUAUUUGUCACCUCCCUGUACUGUGUGGGUUUUAACUUCUUGAAUAUUACUUGUCACCUCCCUGUACUGUAUGGGUUUUAGUUUCUUGAAUACCGGUCAAAUAGAUACUGUCUCAAUUCCUGCCCCAUGAAAGCCAUUUUUAACAUGUUUUGUAUGCAUAGCGCGGUCGUAAAUGAACAAGGGACCAGACUAAAAACAUAUCAGCGAUAACUUGUGUUGUUAGGCAGAAAAUUCUGGUUCAAACUUUUUGAGAGAAAUAAAUAUUGUAGAAUGUCUGCAAAAGGCCGAAAUUCCCGCUCGGCUCCUUCGAAUAUUUUGAACAAGAAGAUUCCAGAAAAUCCAAGGUACAAAGAUGUCAAAUCAACAUUAGAUACCGGUGCCAGCAUGUCUAAAUACAUGGCCAAGAUUGAAGAAAUCAGAAAGAAUUACAGAUAUAAAAAGGAUGAGAUUUUCAAGAGGAUGAAAGUGACCACAUUCGUUCAAUUGGUUUUACAAGUCCAAGCCUACCAGAGGAAAGAAGAACAAGUGUCACGAUAUCUAGAGUCCCAAGCAACAAAUCCAGAGCUCACAAACUUUAGGAAUGGAGGAGGGGAUAGUCCUGUCCCUUCACUGGCUCUGACUGAAGGGGACUUUGGGGAGGAGGGUGAAAUAUCAACAUCAAGGUCAACAUUACAGAGUGUGAUUAAAGGCAUCGGUGAGUUUGACAUUGACAGCAACUCCGUUCCAGCAACACCCGCUUCGGCCGUUCCCAAUCCAGAGGAGUCUGAAAGUCCUUACUUACUCUUGGAUCUAAGAGACAGUGAUGUGUAUGACCAAUGCCACAUCAUUACAGCUAAGAACUAUCCGACUGCUAUGUUGUCAAGAUCCGUCAACAAUUUCAGCAAAGACAUCAUUUCCUAUAAGAAUAAGCCUGGUAAGAUCAUCGUACUGUAUGAUGAGGAUGAGAGGAUUGGUCCAAUGGCAGCUACUACGUUUGUGGAGAGAGAUUUCAACAACACUUUCCUCUUAUCUGGAGGUUUGAAGUUAGCCGUUCAGAAGUUUCCAACAGGUCUUGUCACAGGGACGAUACCAGCAUCAUGUAGAGCUCCCCUUCCAACCCAAGCAGGCAAGAAGAAGCCUAAAGAACGCCCUGCUGAACCCAUCAGGCCCGCUGAACACACAAUGUUUACAGAGGAACAUCUUGACAAUCUUCUGAUGCAUCUGGAUAAUUGCCUGGCUCCAAGUGACACUGGAAGUCGGUUAAGUCGUCCCGCUCCCAGGGCCAGCUCCUCCUCCACUGUUUCCUCAUCGGCAAGAUCAUCAUCAUCUGCAGUUCAUUCUAGCCACUGGAAAUAGAACAGCAAGAUGAAACCUACCCACUGGAGAGAAAACAGCCAAAUGACUAUUAACCAUGAAGUGGUUGAGACAAAAUGAAACACAACCCUCUUGGAUUUGGAACAGCCAAAAAAGGUGCACAUGCCCCCCUUGGAAAUUUUUUUUUUUUUUUAAUUGCAUUUCAUUCAGGCAACUCAUGGCCCAA